UGUGUGUGUGUGUGUGUGACAGCAUGACUUUUGGGGAGCCGGUAUAAAAAGCAAAGGAGAAGGUCGGGCCCAGCACAGAGAGAGGCAAAGCUAGAAAGAAAGGGUGAUGAACAAAUGACAGAAACCUAGACACAACAGACCCAAGGAGAACGGAAAACAAGAGGGGUGGGGAAAACAACAAAAUAAGAACAACAACAACUAAUCAUAUAGCAGAUUAAAAAAGAAAACAAAAAAAGGACAAAACGGCAAAAACAAGUGGGAAAAAAACUUUGUGAGACCUUUGCAGAAGAGUCAUCAGGUGAAAGCAUGGGAUACUUGGCUCUCUACACCUGUCUGCUCCUGUUCGUCAUAGAGUGCGCACUCAGUGAUGUUACGCCCACAAUUUCGUCUGUGAGUGGCAACACAACCGACACAAAUUCCAGCCUGCCAACAGCGGGCGUGAACAUGAGCACCCAGUACGUCAGUAACUCAGGCGAUGGCUCCAACAACACGACCACAGUGCACGAAACUGGAACAGUGACAACCACAGCUCAAGUCAACACGACGACCUGCCCGACCAACAAUGCCGGCCCUGGCAUUCCUGGAGCGACCAGUAGAAGCACCACUGCAACCACCCAGCCAAUGUCAAGAAAUACCACCCAUUCCACCAACAUGACCUCAGUUUCAACCAACCACAGCAGCACCUACAAGCCUGGAAUAGAAAAGCCCUUACAUAGUGGAACUGCAGCCUGGCUGGGUUUCCUCAACACAGUCCUUGGGGCUGUCCUUUUUGUGUUGCUUUGCAAUCAGUAGCUCACCUCAGUGGCGUGGUCAAUGUAGGCCACCUAAGACUAACUGACACACUGCCACCCGCUGUCUGUCUUACACCCUGAUCAACCUGCAGUGUCUUUCGGUGGAAAUUAAACUCCAUAAUAAACCGACUCUUGCUUAUAUACAUUAAAGGUGCAAUACGCGAUUCUAUUCCCAUGCGAUCUUGUGUCAGAUUUACUCAUGCAAGUCCAGAGGGGUAUUUCACAAAAGCAGAAUUAAGAUAUCCAAGAUAAGAGAUAAAAGGAGGACCAUGAACACUAAGCCACGAUGAGUAGGAGCGACUAGGUCAAGCCAGGUGUAAGUAAUUCAGGAUAUGUGCACAUUCUCAUCUUUCCUCCAAAGACCUCAUGGUAGGAAUAAAAAAGAUGCAGAAAAUAGUCAUUCACACCAAGUGAACAACAGCUUUUGAUAUAGACUGGCAAGGCAAGGCAAUUUUAUUCAUAUAGCGCAUAGGGUGAUUUCCCAUUCGCCAUAGGGUGAUUUCCACCCGAGUGCACUCCAUAACCGAGGGGGAGUAAGCAGGGUCUAGUUUCGGAAAGGCCCCAUGGUGUUUUGCAAAUAUUACUCAUACAUGGAACCAAGUUCUUAAAAAAAAACACACAUUGAGGUCUGAUCCAAGUGACAGCUGGCUGAACCAAAAAGACAACAUAGUUAACAUUAGAAACAUUAGCCUGGUCAUGACCAGUCUGCACAAAAUAGUCAAGUCCAAAUUCAGCCAGGAUAACAAAAAAAUCCCAGCUUAAUCCAUUAUCUAGGUUUUGUGAAAUACCCCUCUGGCUCUGUAAUUAGGAAACAGAGAGGCUUGAACCAACCCAGACACAAUCCCAGCCAAUUAACAUGGAGCAGCAUGGAAAGAAGCGCUGUAGUUUCGAUUGGCUUCUGAUCUAGAAUUUCAACAAUAGAACAAUGAUACACAAAAUUGAAUCGCAGACUGCAUCUUUAACCAAGAUGUCUAGCAAAACUGUUGCUUUUUAUUCUGAUUGAUUUUGAUAAAUGAAAAUCACAUAUCAGAAUGUCUAUGCAUUUUACACAAAGGAAGGUUUGCCAGAAGGACAGAUGGACAAUGAAGUGAUCCAACAGAUUACUGAGUUUUCACUUCCAAAGGAUGUCUCCACACAGUAAUUUGGAAUAAUGAAUAUGCCACAUGUUGACAAAACUGUUAAAGAUUUCCUCAAAAUAUUGUGUGUUGCUUUAUUGAAUAAAAUUAAACCUUUAGUAAGA
Molecule: messenger RNA, 2031 nt
Organism: Alosa alosa (allis shad)
Lineage: Eukaryota; Metazoa; Chordata; Actinopteri; Clupeiformes; Clupeidae
Product: cell wall protein DAN4-like
Exons: 2
Coding region: 307-792 (161 amino acids)
Source: RefSeq, a predicted model, not a curated record